This is a messenger RNA of Marmota monax (woodchuck), 3234 nucleotides long. It is a transcript of the gene CUNH9orf152, whose product is annotated as chromosome unknown C9orf152 homolog. The transcript is spliced from 2 exons. The record is from RefSeq and is a predicted model, not a curated record. The coding region runs from base 24 to 743 and encodes 239 amino acids. Lineage: Eukaryota; Metazoa; Chordata; Mammalia; Rodentia; Sciuridae.
GUUUGUUUUUCUCCCGGAUCCGGAUGAAGGGAUUGGCCUGCCCGUGGCCUGCCCUGCCCGGCUUUGGGCACCCGGGGUCCUGCUUCAUGGCUGAAGGCUCCUCCUGCACUCAGGCCCCGGGGCAAGGACCCCCCAUCAGCAUCCAGCUCCUGCGAGCCCAGUAUGAAGGCCUGAAGAGGCAGCAGAGGACCCAGAUCCACCUCCUGGUGCUCCCCAAAGGAGGACACACGCAUAAUUCUGCUGAAUCCAUGAUCAGCCCUGUUUGGAUUAACAAGGAGGCAAGGAGCUCCCUAUCCCUGGAAGAGGCAGAUUGUAAGGUGGAGGGGGUUCUGGAAGAAGUCGACCGAGGCGGUCUUCAGACUCCUGAGUCUCCAUGGCACACGCAUCUAGAGAUGCAUCGCUUAGUUCAAACCUUCCACCAUGAAACCAGUCAAGUGAAGCCCAAGGGCCAGCCUGUAGGAUCAGACCAAAGGCUCCGUCCAGAAGGAGACUCACACUUGUUUGAAAACCGUCACCCGACUCUGCCAGGAACCAAACUCCCAGAGACAGCCCAGGGUCAAUGUCAGGUGGGCGGUUCCCUAACAAAGAUCGUGGGACCCAGCUUAAAAACCAACAUUCAGUUUCUUCCUUCCAUAAAGGACUCCCACAGGUCUGGCAGACCUGCUUACUAUCCAUUUCCCCGGAGGAAAACACCCAGGAUUUCUGAAGCUGCCCGGAACCUGGGCUUAUAUGGCCCAACCUGAAGUUUUCUGCUGAGCCACACAGAUCUGUCUCAUCAAAAAGCCAGCAAGGCAGAGUCUCUAGCUCCCAGCAACAGCUGGACUAUCCCAAAUGUAAGAACUGUGGGAAAUGAAUACUGGGAACAUGAAUGAUCUUGACCUUCAAAACACCAAGAGGUCAGAUUGCUCACCAUUUAGGAUCAGAUAGUACUGUCGGAUCAAGCAUCUGCUUCUGUAAGAAGAGUUCACUAUGGAGCCCUGGAUGUCCAUUCUUUGGAGGAUCCAGUAGGACACCCUGAAAGAGGAGAAUUCUGAAACAGAGUGGGGACUUUAGCCAAUGGAGUACCUGAGUAUUGCCCAGGGCUCAAGGGGCAUAGACAAUCUUGUUUUCAAUAUUUUCUGAGUCCUCCCUCAAUAUAUUGUGAAUAGUACGAGUCUGAGCGUUCAGAAUCUUUUCCUGGCUGCUAUAUCUUGGGGGCUGUGUCACUUAGAAGUCAUUACACCCAUUUAUAGCAACCACACAAUUUCAUUUGUAGCCUCCCAUAGGACAUGGUCACCCUGAGUAAACAGGGUCAGAUCAGGGCCAAACUGACUAUUUUGUAUGUUUAAGGGGUCCACAGGAAAGGUGGCCAUCUGUCACCUGUCACUGAGACAUGCCAGCCUCGUCACAGACUAAGCUCCUUCCAUCCUUUCCUCUCUUCCUUUUUUCCUUUCAUCUUUCUCUCUUCUCUCCUUACAAAUUAACGGCAUAUUAAAAACUUCCAAUCAUUGAAAAUAUAUAGUGAUAGAAGACCAAGAAAAAAGCAAAAAAAAAAAAUACUCUUUCUUGGAAAAUUUUUCCACAGUCUGCCCCAUUUUUAGCCUAACUUGGAUCCCUCGUGUCCUUCCUUAGAUCCAAUUCGUGUUUUUAAACCUAAGAGUCAAGUAGGUGCUGUGGGUGAUGUGAAUGGUCACUGUUUAACUUUAGCAAUGACAUUUAAACACUCCUAAGGUGCCUUUCUCUUUUAUCUCAGAUUCCCUCUCUAUGCAUCUGCUCGGACACCCCUGUCCAGAAAUGUACUCCCAUUUGAGGAUUCAUUGUGAUUCCUUUCAUGGACAAUUAGUAAGAUACAGUUGUUUCUUAUACUCUAAUGAAAAUGAAGGAAACAUUCUUUCGUUUUAAAAUUUUUUUGUAGUUGUAGAUGGACAGAAUGCCCCAUUUUAUUUCUUCAUUUCUAUGUGGUGCUGAGGAUAGAACUCAGUGCCUCACACAUGCCAGGCAAGUGCUCUACCACUAAGCUACAGCCCCAGCCCAGGAAGCAUUCUUUUAAGAACCAAAACCAAAAAACUUUGUUCUUUGCUUUUGUUUUUUAAAGGGUUUCACAGGCAACCUCUCUGAGUUUUUUUUUUUUUUUUUUUUUUUUCAUUUCUUUCUCUCCUCAUUGUUCCAAAGGCUCCUGCAGAUCUGGCAGUACGUGCAGGACACCUCCGUCCUGCAUACAGGAUGAUGGAGACUUCAUGGAUGUGGAGUCAGCACACCUGGGUUUUAAUCCAGCUGCUCUUGAUGUAGGAUUUGGACCACUUAAAUCUCUCAGUUUCAGUUUCUGUAAAAAUAAGAGAGAAAAUGCCCACUUUUGAAAUAUUGAAAAUAAUGUGUUCAGCUGGGCAUGAUGGCACACGCCUGUAAUCCCAGUGGCUCGGGAAGCUGAGGCAGGAGAAUCGUGAGUUCAAAGCCAGCCUCAGCUUAAGCAAGGUGCUAAGCAACUCAGUGAGACCCUGUCUCUAAACAAAUUCAAAAUAGGGCUGGAGAUGUGGCUCAGUGGUCAAGUGCCUCCGAGUUCAAUCCCCGGUACCCCCCAAAAAAGAAAGAAAGAAAAUAAUGUGUGCAAAAGUUCCUGGCAUUCUCAAUAAGAGGCAGUGAUUAUUAUUUUAAGUUCAUUACAUCUCCCUCUUCACUUCUCUCUCAGCCAUCAACCUCCUGCAGACUGCUUCUGUUCUGAAGAUCUUUAGCCAUGAGCUUCUGCCCAAAUUCAAUGACUUCUUUAAAAUUUUUCUUCUCUUUUACUUCUUCAGCAUUCGUGACAAUUAGCAUUGAUUUCCUGUGUCUCCUCCCCCAUUCUUCCUAUAGUUUUGGGAUGUCCUAGCUCAUAGAAGUCUAUGAGCUCCUUUAGGUCAAGAACAAUGCCUCAUUUUUUCUUAUUGCUCCAGCACAUGGAGAGGGUGUUUGGUAAAUGUUCAAAUGAAUGCGUUAGAAAAUCAAAACUGCUGAGAGCCAUAGCCAAGUAGGAAUGACACAUGGCAUUUUGGGUUGAAAGGUGACCCUGCUCAGAGAUUAGGGUGGCUCCAGGUUUAGAGUGGAUCCUGCUGGGAUUAGGGCGUAUCCUGCCACCUCAGGCGCCCGCUCCUUUGGAGUUCCUUUGAGUUCUCGCGGGGUUCUGAGAGAAGUGGUGCGCGGAGCUGAGUGGAGGCAGUGGGUUCACGAAAAGUGUGGGAGAGUGUCGGUGAGAGUUCGGGAAUAAAGAGUUGCUGUUGGAAU